AUGGCCAGAUUCGAGUAUCAACCGUAUGUCCCGCUCCACAUGAGAUACGCACACUACUACCUCACUUUCGACCUUCAGCCAGGAAAGGCAUGGAUUGUCGGUUCUGCCACAAACCAAGAAUCCAGUUUUGCCAUUUUCGAUCAGAACUUGAAGAUCUCUGUGGAUUUAAACACUAGCACCUCAAGAGCAACUCAGCAGGACUACGAGUCCCUCAUGGUCGUUGUCAAAGUGGUUUCCGCAAAACAAUCCUUCUCUCUAAGAACCACUCAUAACACAUCGAGCCCACUUGUUUCAAUCAAGUCGGUACAAAAAGAUGGACGAUUAUUUGGGGAAGCUGAGAUCGGAGGGAUAAUCACGGACAUUGAGCCAGGAAUGUAUCACUUGAGAGUGGAAUUAAUCGACCCUUGCACCUCUCCCGCAAUCGCUGUCAAGGUUUCUAAGUCAUUCGAGCUCUGUCUCAAAUAA
Molecule: messenger RNA, 465 nt
Organism: Kwoniella shivajii
Lineage: Eukaryota; Fungi; Basidiomycota; Tremellomycetes; Tremellales; Cryptococcaceae
Exons: 6
Coding region: 1-465 (154 amino acids)
Source: RefSeq, a predicted model, not a curated record